Molecule: messenger RNA, 237 nt
Organism: Cooperia oncophora
Lineage: Eukaryota; Metazoa; Nematoda; Chromadorea; Rhabditida; Trichostrongylidae
Source: the annotation of a GenBank genome assembly
AUGCCCCCACAGUCGACCCGUUGUAAUGUGGUCCGGCUUCUUGUCGACAUAGCUCCGGACUGUAUCGAGGACAGGGACGAUGCUGGAAUGCCUCCAUUUUUAGCAGCUGUCUGCCAUAACGCUCUUGAUGUGGUUAAGAUCCUCAUAGAACAUGGAACUGACAUCUUUGUCACCGAUGAGGAAGGACGGACUGCAAUUCAUGUUGGUGCUAAGUUCAAUGCCAUUAAGGUGUUACGG